AGCUCGCCCCUCCCCGGCCGCCGCCAGGCAUUUAUACCCACGCAAAAAGGCUGCAGCGCACAGUGAAGCACUCUGGCUCCGCGCUUCUCGAGGGGAGGACAUAAAGCCACCUCCGACCCCACAGCACCAAACCAACCCCCCUGCUGGUUGUUGGGUUUUUUUUUGUGUGUGUUUCUUCUUAUCCUCCUCCAAACUUCUGCGGACUUAAAAACUGCACACGAACUUUUUAACGGCAACUUUUUCCCUCAACCAAAACCAGUCGUGGCACAAACUACCGCUUCCGCACGCCGCGUUCAGGGACCCCGCUCGGUCCUCCAUGAAAGAGGGAGUGCGGCAGCACGCUUGGGGAAACGAGAUGUCUGCGACCGUCUUGUCCGCGUUCUACGACAUGGACUUGCUCUACAAGCAAGAUAAAAGCAUGAACAUGAACGCCCUCCACAUCAACAGCAUGCUGGACAAGAAAGCCGUCGGGGCCCCGGUCACGUCUCCGGGCUCCGGCUCUUUCUCUCCGGGAUUUUUCCGCAGAAACUCAACCAGCAACUUGGAGGCGCUGAACAACGGCAACAAGUACUCGAUGGGCUCCUACGGCAGCCUGAAGGAGAACACGCCGAGCGGCGGCGGCAGCAGCAGCAGCAGCAGCGCCGCCACGGCCCUCAUGAACAAGGAGAACAAGUUCCGCGACCGCGCGUACAGCGACAACGGGGACCGGGGCGUGCUGCAGCAGAAGCCCGGCUCUCAGAUCAACUCCACCCGCUACAAGACCGAGCUGUGCCGGCCCUUCGAGGAGAACGGCUCGUGCAAGUACGGGGAGAAGUGCCAGUUCGCUCACGGCUACCACGAGCUGCGGAGCUUGUCCCGCCACCCGAAGUACAAAACCGAGCCGUGCCGCACCUUCCACACCAUCGGCUUCUGCCCGUACGGCCCCCGGUGUCACUUUAUCCACAACGCCGACGAGCGGCGGCCCGCGCCGGCCACCAACGCCAACAUGCAGCUGGGCGAGUCCCGCUCGGUCCGCGACCUGUGCAGCUACGGCCAGCGGGACUCGCUGCCGCCGCAGCUCGGCUACACCCAGAGGGACAGACCAAAGCUUCACCACAGCCUCAGCUUCUCCGGCUUCUCCACCCACCACGGGCUCGAGUCUCCCCUGCUCGACAGCCCCAUGUCCCGGACCCCGCCGCCGGCCACCGCCUCCUCCUCCUGCACCUCCACCUCGAGCUUCUACGAGGACGUGCUCUCUCCCAACUCCCUGUCCUGCAUCAACAGUGCCUUCGCCUUCCCCGGGCAGGACCUAAAAGCCCUGCUGGCCCCGCUGGCCGUGCACACCCCGAGCGGGUACGCCAACAACCACUCCGCCGGCGCCUACUACGGGAACGCGCAGGGCAGCGCGUGCCCGCCCUCCCCGCCGACGUACAACAUGAGCCACUUGCAGGCGCUGCGCCGCCUCAGCGAGUCGCCGGUGUUCGAGCCUCCUCCCAGCCCGCCCGACUCGCUCUCCGACCGGGAGAGCUACGCGAGCGGGUCCCUCAGCUCUUCCGGGAGCCUCAGCGGCUCCGAGUCCCCGAGUCUGGACGCUGGAAGGCGGUUGCCAAUCUUCAGCAGGCUGUCGAUUUCAGAUGACUAAUCGUUAUAUAUAUAUAUUUUUUUUUCUUCAUGUUUUCCUCUUGUGUUUUUCUUGCAUAUGGAUUUAUGGACUGGUCUGGCAGGGUUGGUCUGUGAGUGACGUAGGCUCUCCCCCAAGCAGAGAGAU
Gasterosteus aculeatus aculeatus (three-spined stickleback) is the source of this 1747-nucleotide messenger RNA. It is a transcript of the gene zfp36l2, whose product is annotated as zinc finger protein 36, C3H type-like 2. Gene Ontology annotation, molecular function: mRNA binding; metal ion binding. Lineage: Eukaryota; Metazoa; Chordata; Actinopteri; Perciformes; Gasterosteidae. The record is from RefSeq and is a predicted model, not a curated record.